GGUAUAAUCUAUUUCCUCUUUACCACCAAAACUAGAAACAAUACCAACACCAAUGAUACUGGCAAUCGAUCCGAAGAAUAUAACUUUGAUAUAUGUGGCCACCAUUUAAAUCUCCCGUAAUGUGACGGUCGGUAAAGUAGUGGUCAAAUAGUGGUCACAAAAUGCAUGCAAUAUAUGAUUGUUGUCUGACUUUCAAAACAUAUCACAAAUUAUGAAUAUUUAAUACAUUUAGUCAAAUGUGCGACAAAAAGGUCGUAACUAUUGGCUUAUAUUAACUAAGAUUUGCAACUUUUUUCCAGUAAUACUUAAAAGUCGUUAUUAAUGUUGUGAUUAAAGCGGGAAAUCAAAAGUUGUGUAACUUUUUUAGUUAAUUAAAUGAAAGCAUUGUUUUGUUUUUAUCACCAAAAAGUUGAUCUCAUUUCUUCUUAAUUGAUCUUUUGGUUAAUUGUCUUACUAUUAAUGGUUUGACGACAAAAGGUAUAGAUAUAAUGGGAAUCCAGGGAUUAUUACCAUUACUGGAGAGAGCGACCAAACCUGUGAAUGUGUUGGACUUAUCGGGAAGUGUUUGUGUGAUUGACGGUAACGGAUGGUUACAUCGGGCCUCAUAUGGUUGCGCUCAAGACCUAUAUAAAGGACUACAAACCGAUUUAUAUGUCAACUAUUUUCUUAAACGGUGCCAACAUUUGGUUAGCGUCGGUAUUAAACCGAUUGUUGUGUUUGAUGGACAAAGAUUACCGGCUAAAGAGGUGACACACAGACAAAGACAAGCGACCAAACGUAACGUACGGAAUAAGAUUGAGUUAUUAUUAGCCGAAGGACAGGACUCGAAGGCUAACGAAUUAAUGAAACAAUGUAUUGAAAUCACACCACAAAUGACCAGAAAAUUGAUUAAUGCUUUGCGAGAAAAACAGGUCGACAUUAUUGUGGCGCCCUUUGAAGCGGAUCCACAAAUAGCUUAUUUGGUUAACAAUGGAUUUGCAGAUUUUGUCAUUACUGAAGACUCGGAUUUAUUAGUUUUUAACUGUAGACUCUGUUUGUUUAAAUUGGACGCUAAAGGAAACGGACAGUUGAUGGACAUGUCUUUGCUUAAGGAGUGUUUGGGAGACGGUUUUGAUGUCAACAAAUUAAGACAUAUGUCUAUAAUGUCAGGUUGUGAUUAUUUGGCAAAUCUUCCAGGAAUUGGUCUCCAAAGAGCCAAAAAGUUUUUCAAAUUAACGACAAAUUCAGACUUGAAGACAGUUUUGUUUAAAAUUCCCAAUUAUCUCAAAAUGACUAAAAAAGUUAAAGUCAGUCAACAAUAUGUCAAUGAUUUCAUUAGAGCUGACAAUACUUUCCGAUAUCAACUGGUGUUUUGUCCAAAAUUGCGACAAUUAGUGCCAUUGACUCCCUAUGAGAAUAACAUCACUGCUAAUGAACUCAGUUAUGCCGGCAUUCACUUCAAUGAAGAUCUCGGCAAUGACUUUGCUUUUCAAUAUGCCAUUGGAAACGUUGACACAAAGACUUUAGAUAUCAUUGACUCAUAUAAUUUUGAACCAAAUGAAGAUAGCAUUUGGUCAAAGGAUUGGUUAAAUUAUAAGUCGAAACAGCCAUCUCUUAAUGAAAGUCAUCACAUUUCACAUCAAUCAACAGUUAUACCACAAACCACUGUUCAAUCAAAUAAUUUGUCACCGAAUUCAUUCAAACGACAGAAAAUCGAUGAAAAUACUUUUGUCAGUUGUCGUCAAUUAGUUGAUGAAUACUCAGUAGAAAUUUUUUCCAAAGAAAGUUCCGAAGAGUUUCAGAGCAARUAUUUCAAACGCGAGAAAAAACAAAAUAUGUUUACAUCGAUUGCAAACAAAAGAAUGCGAUUAACCACUGAUGAAGAUAACUGUUAUAAUAAUGUAAGUCAACAUUCGCUAAAUUCAAGCGGAAACACAACUAUUGAUACAUUAGAUGAUACUUUGACUAUGAGUGACACCGAAAGAUCAGAAAUUAGUGAAACCAGUGAUGAAGACAUCGGUAUAUUUGAUGACUGUUUUACUAAUACUAAAUCAAUUGUCAGUCAAUCGGCAAACAAAACAUUUUCUUCAUUUCUCUAUCAAUAA
Molecule: messenger RNA, 2084 nt
Organism: Oppia nitens
Lineage: Eukaryota; Metazoa; Arthropoda; Arachnida; Sarcoptiformes; Oppiidae
Gene: tos
Product: exonuclease 1-like
Exons: 5
Coding region: 489-2084 (531 amino acids)
Biological process (GO): DNA recombination; mismatch repair
Cellular component (GO): nucleus
Molecular function (GO): 5'-flap endonuclease activity; DNA binding; 5'-3' DNA exonuclease activity
Source: RefSeq, a predicted model, not a curated record